GAAUUAUACACAACCUUCGAUCAUUUCAAGUACACGUUCACAUUUGUAUUCUAUGAUUAUGCGUUUGCUGUGAUAAAAACCUAUAUAGGACUACAUUUUGAUCGCAUGGCUACCUUGGACGUGGUAGUGGUUGGGGCAGGAAUAGAGGGGUCAUCUACGGCCUACUGGUGUGCCAAACAUGGAUUGGACACCCUUCUCCUCGAACAGUUCGCUCUGCCACACUCUCGAAGCAGCUCCCACGGAGGUGGCCGGGUAAUACGCUAUGCCUACGCCGAGGAACACUAUGCUAAAAUGAUGGAAGAGGCUUACCCACUUUGGGCUCAGCUUGAAGUAGAGACAAAUACAAAACUUUACAGGAAAACUGGUAUGUUAGUGAUGUCCGAUCCAGGAAGAGACAAUUACGAUCGGAGAUUAUUCAAUGUAAAGACCCUUGGUAGAUAUGCCGAGGAAAUCAGUCAUGAAGAGAGACAGCGAAGAUAUCCUAAUUACAGACAUGAGCCACACUAUAGCACCUUCAUCGAUAAAGCGGCAGGGGUACUUUCAGCAAGCAAGGCACUCAAGUGCUAUCAGGACUUAUUUAUAAAAUACGGAGGACGCUUACAAGAUGAAGAGAAAGUAAAGGACAUCAUACCGGGAGCCAUAGUGACAGUCAAAACAAGCCGAGGAGAAUAUAAGACGAAUAAUGUUAUCCUUACACCAGGACCGUGGGCAUCUAAACUCCUCAAACCGCUUGGUUUACAACCUCCCUUGACGGCAUUGCGGAUAAACGUGUUAUAUUGGCAGCCAAAGACCCCGGGCGCGUACGAUGAUUGGCCCAUGUUUCUGGACAUCGAGAAAGUCAGUAAUUACGUCAGGAAACGCUUCCCACUACUACACAGUACUCCAGCUAUAGUCGAAACAUGCAUGUAUACGAGAACACCGGAUAAUGAGCUAAUUCUUGACAGACAUCCGUUGCACUCCAAUAUCAUCAUUGGUUGUGGAAUGUCAGGGCACGGAUUCAAAUUGGCUCCAGUGGUUGGUAAGAUUCUAUGCCAACUGGCACUCGGGAAGACACCAAGCCAUGACAUCAGUCCUUGUAGCCUUCGACGGUUCAACAACUCUGCUCUCAUUCCGUCCACUUCGAAAGCGUCCAAGUUAUAGAUCAGAUCUGAAUACAGGGCCUAUCAGCGUUGCAUUAUGUCCCAUA
Strongylocentrotus purpuratus (purple sea urchin) is the source of this 1186-nucleotide messenger RNA. RefSeq names its product peroxisomal sarcosine oxidase. Lineage: Eukaryota; Metazoa; Echinodermata; Echinoidea; Camarodonta; Strongylocentrotidae. Gene Ontology annotation, cellular component: peroxisome. The record is from RefSeq and is a predicted model, not a curated record. Gene Ontology annotation, molecular function: flavin adenine dinucleotide binding; sarcosine oxidase activity; L-pipecolate oxidase activity.